This is a messenger RNA of Penicillium canescens, 1494 nucleotides long. RefSeq names its product tryptophan synthase. Gene Ontology annotation, molecular function: tryptophan synthase activity. The transcript has a single exon. Bases 1 to 1494 code for a protein of 497 amino acids. The record is from RefSeq and is a predicted model, not a curated record. Gene Ontology annotation, cellular component: cytoplasm. NCBI's taxonomy places the organism in Eukaryota, Fungi, Ascomycota, Eurotiomycetes, Eurotiales, Aspergillaceae. Gene Ontology annotation, biological process: L-tryptophan biosynthetic process.
AUGCUUCGAUCUCUGCGCCGUCUUCUUUGCUUUUACUCUAAACCAUGCGAUCCCACCGAUUCCCCAGAUACUAAGAAUGUCAUUCGCUUGGUCAAAGUUCCUGAAACGCUUCAAUCACGAAUUGCUAGCCCUUCUAUACAAAGAGAUGCCACUAUACUACCUAGGGCUUCGAUACCCCGUUCCUGCACCAUCAGCACACACACGGAAUCCUCAGACGCAUCAGAUGGAGAAACCAAAGCAACAACAGCCUCAAUUGCCUCUGAUACUCCCCUGUCCAAGACGUCUGCCAAGUCAACAGCUACCCACUUGAUCACACCGUAUAUUCCUAUCCUGCAACCAGAUGGCACCCUGAAAGCCCCACAGGUUUCAUUCGAUGGCUACGGCUCCUACGGGGGCCAGUUUGCUCCAGAAUCUAUAAUGGGUUUCCUAUACGAGCUGACCUCGUUCUUCGAGGCCACUGUCUCAGAGCCUUCCUUCUGGCAUGAAUAUGCCACGUUCCAGCGUUCCCGGCCCACCCAGCUGCACAUGGCGAGCAAGUUGACCAGCUUGGCGGGCGGUGCAACAAUCUGGCUAAAGCGCGAAGACCAGAACGAAUACGGAACCCACAAGGCCCGCAAUAUCGUCGGUCAGCUCCUCCUCGCUCGACGAAUGGGCCGCUCCGAGGUCGUCACUGAUUGCGCCUCGGCCAAACAUGGUUCCUUCACCGCUGCAAUGUGCACUCGGUUGGGUUUGCGCUGUGUGAUUGUCAUGGGUGCAGAUGAUGCUAAUGCCCAGCAUGAGGAUGUGCUUGAGAUGAAGAUGCUCGGCGCUAAGAUUAUCACCGCGAGCGCCCCAUCUGGCCUGGGCUCCCUGCGCGCCGCCAUCACGGAGGCCCUGCGGUAUUCGGUUUGCAACCAUCAGUCUGCAUACUACCUCAUGGGUAGCCCCGUGGGUCCUAGUCCGCUGCCGACCCUGGCUCGCACGUUCCAAGCUCUCCUAGGCGAGGAGGUCGCGGCCCAGAUGCAGGAGGCUGGCUGUAAGCCGGAUGCCCUCGUCACCGCCGUUGGAAGUGGGAGUGGUGCAAUUGGACUUUUCAGACCAUUCCUUCAUGAUCUGUCUGUUCGGUUGAUUGGUGUGGAGGCUGCUCACGCGGCUGCCCUGACAGAUGGUGAGCUUGGUGUUCUCCAGGGUGCUCGUACGCUCUUGUUGCAGACCAAUGAGGGCCAGAUACUUGACUCGCAUUCUAUCUCGCCAGACAUGAAUUUGUCCACUGUGGGCCCUGAGGUCGCUCAUUGGAAGGACGCGGGCAGGAUUGAAAUUUCAACGGCUACCGACGUGGAUGCCCUGGAUGGGUUCAAAACACUCCAGCACCACGAGGGAAUCCAUUCUGGCCUGGACUCGAGUCACGCGGUGGCCAAGGCUAUCGAUCUCGCGAGAGAACUUGGCCCGGGUAAGAAUGUGGUUUUGAUGGUGACUGGAUGUGAUAACAUCGGCAUGCGUAGGUUGAAUGUCUGA